Messenger RNA from Pistacia vera, 1360 nucleotides. Its product is annotated as bZIP transcription factor 11-like. The transcript has a single exon. The record is from RefSeq and is a predicted model, not a curated record. NCBI's taxonomy places the organism in Eukaryota, Viridiplantae, Streptophyta, Magnoliopsida, Sapindales, Anacardiaceae. Gene Ontology annotation, molecular function: transcription cis-regulatory region binding; DNA-binding transcription factor activity. Gene Ontology annotation, biological process: positive regulation of DNA-templated transcription. Bases 629 to 1162 code for a protein of 177 amino acids. Gene Ontology annotation, cellular component: nucleus.
CUCUCUUCCCCCUCUUCUACUUUUCCUUUUCUUCCUCACCAUUAGUUUGUCUCAGCAUAUCUUCAAUUAUUUCUUUAGCAUAUUUCAAUCUUCAUCUUCAAGCCAUUUAUCUUUCAUAUUUGGGUUCUUCUUCUUCUUCUUCUUCUUCAAACUGUCUCAAACAUAAGCAGUUUCUAUCUUGUUUUUCUUCUUUCUUCUUUUUGUUUUUGCAUUGGAAGAAGUGGGUUUUCUCUAAACUCAUGUUCAAGUUAUUGGCGUUGAUGUUUGAGAUUCAUGUCUCCAAUUCUGAGUAAACUUUCCUUUUCUGAGUGUAUGAUAUAUUCUUCCACAUUCAGACGCAGGACCCAGCUUGUUCAAUCUUUCUCAGUUGUUUUCCUCUACUGGUUGUAUUACGUUUCAUGAUUUUUUUUUAAUAAAAUCUUUUCUUUUAAUUAGUCUAUAAUCUAUAAUAAUUUCAUCAUCUGCAUAAUCAUAUAUAAUAUAAAUUUUGCAUCAUCAGUUUAAUUAGUUUCUGCUGUCUGUCUGUCUGUCUGUGUUUUGAGCUAUCUGGGUCCUGCUAAGAUCCCUCUCUUAGUUAUCUCUUGCAUCUAAAACUGUACUGUGAGUUGUGAAGAAAGAUUGGAUUUUUAUGGCUUCCUCAAGUGGGACAUCUUCAGGUUCAGGGUCAGGGUCAGGUUCUAUGUUGCAGAACUCAGGUUCUGAGGAGGAUUUGAGGGCAUUGAUGGAUCAGAGGAAAAGGAAGAGAAUGAUUUCAAACAGGGAGUCAGCAAGGAGGUCAAGGAUGAGGAAACAGAAGCAUUUGGAUGAUUUAAUGGCGCAGGCGGCGCAUCUGAGGAAGGAAAAUCAUCAGAUCAUCACAAACGUCAAUAUCACAACUCAGCAUUUCCUCACCAUUGAGUCUGAAAACUCAGUCUUGAGAGCUCAAGUUGAUGAGCUCACCCAUAGAUUGGAGUCUUUGAAUGAGAUCAUCGCCUUCUUGAGUACUACUACUGCAAACAACAACAACAACAACACUACCUCCUACGGAGGAGCUCUGGACACAACCUCCAUAUCUUCAAGCUUCAUCACUGAGUCUCCUAUGAUUGAUAAUUUCAUGAAUCCAUUGAAUUUAUCAUAUCUGAAUCAACCUAUCAUGGCUUCUGCAGACAUGUUUCAGUACUAGUUUAAUUCAUCUCUCCAUAUGAAGAUGAUUAGAGAGAGCAAGAGAGAGGCAAUUAAGUAGUAAUUAAGGAAUAAUAAAGUGUUUUAAAUUAUUGGGUUUGCUAGUUCUUCGUCUGUAAAUGGGAUUUCUGCUAUGGAAUUCAAGUACCUGUUAAAUGUAUCUGGUCUCUAGUUUCUAUAAAAUAAUAUUUUGUAUCAA